GAGGAUCUUGUGUAUUUUGGUGCUUCAUUGGAAGUACAUUUCGACACAAUUGAUUUCAGUAAUGAAGAAAUUGAUUUCUUUUUUGUGAAUAUUAGUAAAUAUUAUUCAAUUCAAAAACAAUGUAAAAGAUGCAAUGUUCUCAACUGUAGCCUUCUGUUGGUGAUGUUGAGACUUUUCUGUUUGGAAGACAGGUUCCAAAUUCUGCAAAUAUUGUUCAAAAUUUUGAUAUUGUGGGUCCAAAUACUGAAAUCGAAAAUAUAAAUUAUCAAGAAGAACCAAAACUCCAUCAAACUCCAAGGGAUAUUUCCAA
Caenorhabditis elegans is the source of this 310-nucleotide messenger RNA. The record is from the annotation of a RefSeq genome assembly. Lineage: Eukaryota; Metazoa; Nematoda; Chromadorea; Rhabditida; Rhabditidae.